Molecule: messenger RNA, 1751 nt
Organism: Vombatus ursinus (common wombat)
Lineage: Eukaryota; Metazoa; Chordata; Mammalia; Diprotodontia; Vombatidae
Product: cholesterol side-chain cleavage enzyme, mitochondrial
Exons: 9
Coding region: 1-1578 (525 amino acids)
Biological process (GO): glucocorticoid biosynthetic process; cholesterol metabolic process; C21-steroid hormone biosynthetic process
Cellular component (GO): mitochondrial inner membrane
Molecular function (GO): iron ion binding; monooxygenase activity; heme binding
Source: RefSeq, a predicted model, not a curated record
AUGAUGUUAGCAAGGGGAGUCUCAUGUCAGUCAGCUCUGGCCAAGAGCCGUCAUUGCCUCCUUGGCUCAUCAAGAGAAGAUGUUCGGACAUUUGAUGUCCGGAGAGUGCAGUUGCCUGUCAGAGGUGGUGAGCUGAGUGCCUUACCUCUUCGGGUGCAGGGGCCCCGGCCCUACAAUGAGAUACCCUUAAAGGGAAACAAUGGUUGGAUGAAUUUGCUCCACUUCUGGAUGGAGAAUGGGAUGCGCAACAUGCAUGUCCGAACCGUACAGAGAUUCCAAGAAUUAGGCCCGAUUUACCGGGAGAAACUUGGCAAUGUGGAAUCUGUCUUUAUUAUCAAUCCUGAUGAUGCUGCUCGCCUCUUUGGGGCAGAGGGACCCUACCCAGAAAGAUUUAGCAUCCCACCAUGGGUGGCUUAUCACACCAUCAUGAAAAAACCUAUUGGAGUCCUGUUCAAGUCCUCUGAAAGCUGGAAGAAGGACCGGGUUUUCCUGAACCAGUUUGUGUUGGCUGUGGACUCAAUGAACAAUUUUGAGCGCCUUCUCACUCCAGUUUCAGAGGACUUUGUAAAGAAGAUUUACAAGGGGAUUGAGAGGAGCAAACAAGGAAAGUUCACGGUGGACCUCAGUCAGGACCUGUUUCGAUUUGCUUUUGAGUCUAUUUGCAACCUUCUCUUUGGGGAGCGUCUGGGAGUCCUAGAAGAUUUUGUGGACCCUGAAGCCCAGAAGUUCAUCGAUGCUGUGUCUACAAUGUUCCACACUAGCGUUCCGAUGCUGAACAUCCCUCCAGAACUUUUCCGUAUGGUCAGAGCCAAGACCUGGAGGGAUCACGUGGCCUCGUGGGACCUGAUUUUUGAUCGAGCUGAAGGUUAUGUACGGAACUUCUUCCAGGACCAGAAAAUGGGACCAAAAGUCACUGAGUGUUAUCCGGGCAUUCUCUACUCUCUCUUGCACAAGAAUGCCAUGAAUUUUGAAGAUAUCAAAGCCAAUGUUAUAGAAAUGAUGGCCGCAGGGGUGGACACGACAUCAAUAACUCUGCAGUGGUGCCUGUAUGAAAUGGCUCGGAACCUAAAGGUACAAGACAUGCUUCGGGCUGAAGUCCUGGCUGCCCAGCGAGAUGCCCAGGGGGAUAUGAAGAAGAUGCUCAAAUCUGUGCCACUUCUCAAAGCUGCCAUCAAAGAAACCCUGAGGUUACAUCCCAUCGCAGUUACCAUACAAAGGUACAUUCCAUCGGAUUUAGUUCUCCAGGAUUACAUGAUUCCUGCCAAAACACUGGUCCAAGUGGCCAUCUUUGCCAUGGGAAAGGAUCCUGAUGUCUUCUCUAAUCCAGAAAAGUUUGACCCCACCAGAUGGCUCCAUAAAGACACCCACUUCCGGGCUCUGAGCUUUGGCUUUGGUCUUCGGCAGUGCCUUGGGCGGAGGAUUGCCGAGUUGGAGAUGACUAUCUUUCUGAUUCAUAUUCUAGAGAACUUCAGGAUUGAAGUCCACAAGAUUUCAGAUGUGGGAACCACCUUUAAUCUCAUCCUGAUGCCUGACAAGCCCAUCUUGUUCACCUUCCGGCCCUUAAAGCCCCAGCUGUAACACAGAGAGACAGACCUCCUGCGUAUUUGUUAUACAGAGAGGCUGAGGAUAACAGGAAGGUAGAUACAGGUAGAGACGUAACAAACCCAAGUAUAUAAUGUAAUGAUUUGACUCCGGGCCAAGAAAAUUAUUUGCCUCUUUAUCCAGGGCUGGAAUUUUUAGCCUGGAGUCUG